Camellia sinensis is the source of this 2585-nucleotide messenger RNA. The record is from RefSeq and is a predicted model, not a curated record. Lineage: Eukaryota; Viridiplantae; Streptophyta; Magnoliopsida; Ericales; Theaceae.
CCUUCGUACUCUCUCUCUCUCUCUCUCUCUCUACCUUUUUUUUUAUUUUUUUCUCUCUCCUUUUUUCACUCUCAUCACCGCCUUUUCACCGCUGUUGCAGACUCUGCCACUCCAAGUGUAAUCUAUACAUACAAACACAUAUAUCUAUCUGCCUUUUUAGUGAGAGAAAGUAGAGAGAGAGAAGAACAGUAAACACUCAAUCUCUUCCCUCCUUCGCUCUCUGAGUUCAGAGUCUCUCUCCGAUCCGACGGCCACGAUCUUCUCGUCACCUAAUCGUACGGACAGCCUUCGCUUGUCAGCCUCUUCUACUAGGCAAGUGGCAUUUCUUUAACACUGGGUCUAUGGAGCUUAAUGGUGAUAGAAGGGCUCGAAGAAAGGAUCGCACUGCACAGGAAAAUGGUGAUGUGAGGUCAUUAGCUUCUGCUGAAGAGCUGGAUCCAUGGACUGCAUGGGCAUACAAACCUCGUACCAUUUCGUUGUUACUUGUCGGUGCAUGCUUUCUUAUUUGGGCAAGUGGUGCUCUUGAUCCUGAAAACAGUUCAUCUGGUGAUAUUAUUACUUCUGUGAAAAGGGGCGUAUGGGCGAUGAUUGCAGUUUUUCUUGCUUACUGCUUGCUUCAAGCUCCAUCAACGAUACUUAUUAGGCCACAUCCUGCAAUCUGGCGAUUAGUUCAUGGAAUGGCUGUUAUUUACCUUGUUGCUCUCACUUUUUUGCUCUUUCAGAAUCGUGAUGAUGCUCGUCAAUUUAUGAAAUUUCUUCAUCCUGAUCUUGGUGUUGAACUUCCUGAAAGAUCCUAUGGUGCUGAUUGCCGAAUUUAUGUGCCUGAAAAUCCCACAAACAGGUUUAAGAAUGUAUAUGAUACACUUUUUGAUGAAUUUGUUCCGGCUCAUAUCUUUGGAUGGUGGGGCAAGGCUAUAAUGAUUCGUAAUCAGCCCCUUUUGUGGGUCCUUUCUAUUGGAUUUGAGUUGAUGGAGCUUACCUUCCGCCACAUGUUGCCAAACUUCAAUGAGUGCUGGUGGGACAGCAUUAUUCUCGACAUAUUAAUCUGCAAUUGGUUUGGUGAGACUCUUGAUGCCGCUCAGCUGUAUAUAUAUGAAGGAAUGCAUACUGUACGGUACUUUGAUGGAAAAACAUAUGAGUGGGUUGGUAUAAGCCGGCAGCCAAAUAUUAUGGGCAAAGUUAAACGAACACUCAGUCAAUUUACACCAGCACAGUGGGACAAAGACGAGUGGCAUCCCCUUCUUGGCCCAUGGCGUUUUAUACAAGUUCUGACUUUAUGCAUUGUGUUCUUGACAGUGGAGCUCAACACAUUCUUUCUUAAGUUUUGUCUUUGGGUUCCUCCUCGAAACCCGCUGAUUGUGUAUAGGUUGGUCUUGUGGUGGCUAAUUGCAAUACCAACAAUUCGUGAGUACAAUUCCUACCUACAGGACCGAAAACCAGAGAAGAAGGUGGGUGCAUUCUGCUGGCUUUCUCUUGCUAUCUGCAUUGUCGAAUUGCUCAUUUGUAUUAAGUUUGGACAUGGUUUAUUCCCCAACCCAAUGCCUAAGUGGUUGGUGAUUUUCUGGACCUCCAUCGGGCUGGCCCUUGUGAUAUCUUUGGCUGUAUGGACAUGGCAACUGCAUCAGACUAUUCGGAGGAAACAGCAAUGAUUUUGCUAUUUUACUUCAUUCUUCGAUUCCUUUUUGCUCGGACGUGUUCACCUGAAGAAGGUUGAGGAUGCUUUCAAUUGUUGCAGUUUUAUCGGUGCCAACUUCAUAGGAACGAAUGACGACAGUCUGUCUGUAUCCAACACCCUCUUCAAUGAUGAGCCCUUGCCGGUAAUGAUCAACAAACUGCUUCUUUGUUGGAAUAUUUUGGCGAUCCUCUUUGGGGAUGCAAGUGCCAUUUUCAGUGCCCGGAGCAACUGUGGUGCUAACAGCUCCAUUUUUAUGGCUUAGUACAUCCACCUUAGUCGUGGUCAACAAACUAGAAUUUCCAUUUAUCUUGAUAUUACUCAGUUUUUGCUUAUGUGGGUCAUGAUGAUCUCUAUUGAAAGAACAUUUGAUGGUAUAACAAGCUAGGUGAGAGAGAGAAGCCAUUUGUUCCUCUUCUUAGACUUUGGCUGUGUAGAGAGAGUUUGGAAGAGGGUUUUGUAUAUUGGUGUGUUUUAUAGGUUUUUUUUGGGCUGAGGAACCAAGGGGAAAAUUUGAGUUGAGAGGACAAAAAGAGGGAACUUUGUUGUACAGUUGGGACAUUUCAAAGGGAGUGUUGUGUCUGAUGAGAGAGAAGAUGGUAAGGGAGUUGCAAAAUUUAAAUUAUGGUAUUUUUAGGAGUGAUCGAAAGUCAGAAGAGGACACAUAUUUAGUUUCUUUUUUAGCAUUUUGGGUGUGGGAAACACAAAGAAAUGUAAAGAUUUGUGGGGUCUUUUAAAUGGCUCGGCUGUCUGUUCCUAGAACUUGGGCUUGGAGUUUUGAAAGUUGCCAAACUAUUUUUGGUUGUAGGUGUAAGUAAGCAAUGAACUCAUGGUGUCUUGCUGCUCUCUCUCUCUCUCUCUCUCUCUCUCUGUGUACGCAAAUGCAUAUUUAUCUACAUGUCUUAUUGCUGUC